This is a messenger RNA of Lepidothrix coronata (blue-crowned manakin), 1342 nucleotides long. It is a transcript of the gene GP9, whose product is annotated as glycoprotein IX platelet. The coding region runs from base 109 to 732 and encodes 207 amino acids. NCBI's taxonomy places the organism in Eukaryota, Metazoa, Chordata, Aves, Passeriformes, Pipridae. The record is from RefSeq and is a predicted model, not a curated record. The transcript has 2 exons.
CACACUUCCUUAGGGCCUCUUCCCACAGCAGCCCCUGCACUGCUGUGCCUGCUCCAGCACUUCACCAGGCACGGGAGAGGAACCAGGAGGAACCCACCAGGCUGAAGGAUGAGAGGGUUGCGGUUCAUCUCUGCGGUGGGAUUUGCCACGCUGCUGUUCCCGGUGAUCCAAGGGGGAGCGUGUCCCUCCUCCUGCAGCUGCGGGUCCCCGGGAGGGUCCCGGGGGCUGCACGUGGACUGCAGCUCGCGGGGGCUGCGGGCAGUGCCCGGCCUGCCCCGGGACACCCGCAGCCUGGACCUCCGCAACAACAGCCUGAGCCGCGUCCCCGCGGGAGUCCUGGACACCCUGCCCGGCCUGGAGCGCCUGGACAUGGCUGGGAACCCCUGGCACUGCGACUGCCACAUCCUGUACCUGAAGCUCUGGCUGCAAGACUUGUCUGCACCCUCCCUUGCCAGCGUCAGGUGUGCCAGCCCAGCUCCCAUCAGGAUGAAGCCCCUGGCAGAGCUGACUGGGAACGAGCUGGGGAUGUGCAAGAGGCUUCUCCCAGUCAGGUGUCUGGGGUUCUUCUGGCGAGACCUCAUUUUAAUUGCUGGAGCAAUAAUUACACUUCUUUUAGUAGCAUGGGCUCUGAAAUUCUCCAAAAAGCUCGUCUGCCAACUGAACCUCGACCGGUAUGGUGCCAGGGGCCGCCUGCUGAGGAGACACAACCCCAAAAGCCACAAGGUACACUGAGCUGGGCACUGCCACAGCUGGAACAGAAACAUCCAACUCCUCUACGAGCAAAGCAAGUGCACUGGCAACACUGGUUUGAAUGGUGACUGCUACAAACAGGUCGCAGGGCUCAAAGGCUGGGUCCUGGGACGGACAAGCUUGCCUGAAUGAGGGACUCCUGGUGAGGUGUUGACAGGCAAGGUUCAUUCUGCUGCCCCUACUCAUGUGAAGAGUAUUUCUGCUAAAUUUUUUUCUAAACUUUUUUUCUAAAUUUUUUUAAAUCAUUCAACUUAGCAUUUUCCACUGAAUUCUCAGCUCUUAUAGCAAGAAGAUUUACAUCCCCAAAUCCUACACUUUUUAAUAUAUGGAGAUGAACAUCAAUUGUACUAGUUUAGCAAUUCUUUUCUCAUUCACAAGUUCUAUGAGUUUGCAACCCCUUACCCUCCCUGUGUCCCACUGGGCUUGGUAGGACCAUUCUUGUGUGCAGACAAACUCAGCUACCUUCAGCCACCCAGCCACUCAGCCACCCAGCUUCAGGAGUUUUCUGCCAGCAAAACCAUUAUGAUUAUAUAGACCAGCCACUGAAUGCAUCCCUUACUGAAUACAUUUAAAGUUGGACUGGUAAAGAGAA